Molecule: messenger RNA, 948 nt
Organism: Abrus precatorius (Indian licorice)
Lineage: Eukaryota; Viridiplantae; Streptophyta; Magnoliopsida; Fabales; Fabaceae
Product: 4'-phosphopantetheinyl transferase-like
Exons: 8
Coding region: 67-948 (293 amino acids)
Cellular component (GO): cytosol
Molecular function (GO): magnesium ion binding; holo-[acyl-carrier-protein] synthase activity
Source: RefSeq, a predicted model, not a curated record
GAAGACGACUCUAAGUAUGCUUGAUACUGUGAAUGAAUAACGUCAUUGCGAGGCAAAGCACUGUUAAUGAUGAAUAUGAAUUGCUUUGGAAGGAAUCUCAUCACUGCUUCAUCCUCUUUGCCUCUUGUGCAAAUCGCAGCACAGAAGGAAGCUCAUUUUUGGUAUGUUUUACCUAAUGAAGUAAAGAGCACAAACCUAUUGAACCGGUAUUUAGAAAUUCUAUCACCUUGUGAGAAAGAAAAUGUAUUUCACAUGCGUGGAGAACAGCUGACCAAGAGAGCACUCCUGACUCGUGUGUUGGUUCGGACGACAUUAGCAAGAUAUCAGAUGAACUGUCAGAUUAAUCCAAAAUCCUUAAAGUUUAGAACAAACAAUUAUGGCAAGCCUGAGGAAUGGGUGGACUUGUUAUACACUGAUGAUUGGAGCCCACCACCACUGCAUUUUAAUAUCUCACACACUUCAUCUUUGAUAGCUUAUGGAGUAACUGUGGGUUCACCUAUUGGUAUUGAUGUGGAAGAGAAGCAAAGGGCAUUAAAAAAUGAUAUUUUAACCUUUGCACGUCGAUACCUUUCUCCCCAAGAAAUAGAAAUGCCGACUCACAUUGCAGACCAUGAACUUCAGCGUCAGGAGUUUAUAAAAUUAUGGACUCUGAAGAUAAAUGAGGCAUACGUAAAAGCACAAGGGAAGGGCUUCUCAGCUUCACCUUUUAAGAUUUUUACUGUUCAAUUAAGAGACCAUAUGGAAGGAGGCAUCCACAUUCCACCUCAUAUGAUUUCUAAGAAUCUCUCAAGCAAUUGGCAGUUUGUGCUUCUGGAGUUGGCUGGUUCUCAUUAUGCUGUUGUUUGUAUAGGAAAAGACAGGAUCAAUACAGGCAAAGGGAGCAUUCCAAUAAAUUUGACCAUAAGGAAAACAAUCCCAUUUGUUGAGGAUGAGUGUAUUCUACAAUAA